AUGUAUACUGAAGAUAAUCAACAACAACAAAAUUUACAACAACAUCAAACUCAAACUCAACAACCAGAUUCAACUUCAUCUCAUCAAUCAUCAACAUCUGCUACUAAUAAUUCAUCAUUAUCUACAUUAUCAUCAAAUAAUUCAUCUAAUUCAGUAGCAACAGUAGUAUCAGGAGUUACACCUUCACAUCAUCAUCAUCAUCACCCACAUCAUCAUAACCAUCAAAAUCAUCAUCAUCAUCAAUUUAGACAAGUUUGUUUUAAUCCAUCUACAAAAGUUUUAAAUCCAACUCCAACUAAUACUUUGCCAUCAUCAUCAUUAAAUGCAACUACUAAUCCAAAUUCUUUAAUUACACCAACAUCAACUCCAUCAAAUGUUCAUCAAUCACAACAGAACAAUAGUAGACAAGUAUCAUCUACCAGUCAUAAAAGAUUAUCAUCAUCAUCACAAUCAUCUACUAAUUCAUCUGAUUCAAGUAAACGCAUUAGAUUAGAUAAUAAUAACAAUUCAACUUUAGGUAGUUCAACCGCCACCACAACAAAUACUCCAAUAAAUAAAACUCCAAAAUUUAUACGUAAAUUUAGAUCUAGAUCUUUACCAAUUAUAAAUUUUAAUUCAAAUAAUUCAGCAUUUUUUUCUCAUAACUUAAGAAGAAAACAUAAUUUUAAUAAUCAACAACAGCAACAACAACAACAAUCACAGUCGCAACCAACAGCAGCCCCAAACCAACAACAACAGCAACAACAAUCUGUUUUUUCAACUAUUCCUCCAUUGCCACCAAUCAAUUUACAAUCACUUAAAGAAAUUGAUUUACAUGAAAUUUUAAAAAAUCCACAAUUAAGACAUGAUAUAUUAUUUGAUCCUCAAUUACAAUUUAGACCAAAUUUAGAUGGUGAAAGAGGUAAACGUAAAAAAUCAAUUAUUGAUAAAUAUUGGUUAGAAAUUCAAAAAGAAUGUCAACAAUUUUUUAUACCAAAUUUAGAUGCUAAAACUAUUAAAAUAAAUAGAUUACCAAUACUAUUCACUACAUUGAGAGAUAUAUUAUUAUCAUUAUUACCAACAAAAGAUCGUCAACAAGUUAGUGAAAUUAUGGAUAUUGAUUUAUUAGUACAACAAUUACGUCAUGGAUCAUUUGAUUUUGUUGAAAUGAGUAAAUGGUUAGCAGAAGUUUUUAAAUCUCAUUGUGCACCAAUGAGAGAUCAAUGGGUAAUGGAAAUGAGUACAAAAUUCAUUGAUGCAGCAAGUUAUAAUAGUGUCGGAUAUUUAGUUGGUGGAUUAAGAAUGAUUUUUCAAAUUUUGGAAGCAAUGAAAUUAGAUGUUGCAAAUCAUCAAAUUAGAAUUUUAAGACCUGUUUUAAUUGAAACUGCAGUUGAUUUUGAACGUGAUUAUUUUCAAACUUUAAUUAAUCAUCAAAAAAUAAAUAUUAAUGAUUCAUUAAAUUGGUUUUAUAAAAAAUUUGUUAAAAAGACUGAAGAUACCAAAAUUGAAGUUAAUGAAAAUAAUAUAAAACCAAUUGUAAUAAGUUCAAUAAUAGAUUUAUUAUCAUGUCGUCAAAUGGCAACUGAAUUUCCAUCAACUUUAACUUUUGAUCAUACAAGAUUAGUAUUAUUAAGAGCUGAUGUAAGACAAUUAGUUUGUGUACAAUUAUGUGUUGUAUUAUAUAAACAAUUGGUUGUUAACUCAAAAUCAAGUGUUUCAUUAUUAUCACAAGAUCAAAUUACAAAAGUUCAACAAGAAAUAUUGGCUAUUGUUACUGAUGAUAAUGGUAAUAUAAAAUGGACUAAAAAUAUUAAUGCUAUAUCUUUACAACUUGUUAAAAAUUUAUAUCCACAAGGUAAUAAUGAAAAUUUACCAAUUCAUUUAGUUGAAUUUAGUCAUAAUUGGUUAAUGAAACAUAUACAGCCAAAUUCAGAAGUUUAUGGAUUAAUGGAAAUUAAAAUUUUUAAAGAAUUAUUAAAUGAAAUAAUGUCUUUAGUAAUUUCAGAAUCUGAAAAAGAAGAAAGUAAGAAUAAUACAAUUAAUUCAAACAACUCAACUACCACCACCAACAACAACAACACAACCAAUAAUACAUCAGAAAUGAAAAACAUAGCAACAAGAAUAUCAACAUUAGUUAAUUUCCAUUGGAACGUAUUUGGAUCAUAUUAUUUAGAAUAUAUUAAAAAUCAAUAUACUAAAUUACAAUUAUUACAAGCAGCAGAAGAAGAAGAAAAAAGACAACAACAAUUAAAAUUAAAUGUUGGAAAUUCAUCACCAAAACAACAAGAUGAUAAUUCAGUAAUAUUGGAUCAUUCACAACAAUCACAACAAACUAGAGAUCAUAGAAAUAAUACUAAUGGUGGUCAAAACACCAAUAAUAAUAAUAAUGGAGAAAUUGAUUCAAAUAGCAACAGUAAUAAUCCAAAUUCAGCUCCAUUAAGUAUGUUAUCUUAG
This is a messenger RNA of Lodderomyces jiufengensis, 2433 nucleotides long. RefSeq names its product Sok1p (gene SOK1). Bases 1 to 2433 code for a protein of 810 amino acids. The transcript has a single exon. The record is from RefSeq and is a predicted model, not a curated record. NCBI's taxonomy places the organism in Eukaryota, Fungi, Ascomycota, Pichiomycetes, Serinales, Debaryomycetaceae.